Sapajus apella (tufted capuchin) is the source of this 1557-nucleotide messenger RNA. RefSeq names its product potassium calcium-activated channel subfamily M regulatory beta subunit 1 (gene KCNMB1). The coding region runs from base 442 to 1017 and encodes 191 amino acids. NCBI's taxonomy places the organism in Eukaryota, Metazoa, Chordata, Mammalia, Primates, Cebidae. Gene Ontology annotation, biological process: potassium ion transport; detection of calcium ion. Gene Ontology annotation, cellular component: membrane; voltage-gated potassium channel complex. The record is from RefSeq and is a predicted model, not a curated record. The transcript has 4 exons. Gene Ontology annotation, molecular function: potassium channel regulator activity; calcium-activated potassium channel activity.
AAUCAUUUCCUAUUUCUGGCGUCUUUGCCAGCCCACAGAGACAGAGGAAAGAAGAAAUAUUUCCAAAUAUACCAGGCUGAUCUUUCGUAAUUUCUCAGUCUUACUGUCUGUCAUCAUUUGGAAUCUGUUUCCCAUGAGACGCGGGGAAGGUGGAGGUGCAGGUCCUGGGUAGCAGCUGCCCUGCUCAGGGCUGGGUACCUGCUCUCCGAAUCUUGCCUCCAGGCUGUGUGCUCAGACUUGACCAUGUUUGGGCAUGGAGGCUUGCCCCAGAUGGGGACCAAAGGCUGCUUCCCUGGAGAUGGGCGGGGAGGCCAAACUUCCUGCUGGAGCUCUGUGGCGUCUUUUGGGGUGGAGGGGUGGGAGCCAGGCAGAGAGAAACCAUCUGCUGCCGAAGACCCACAGGGCGCCGGGGAGACUAAAUGACCAGUGCCCCCAGUGGAAAUGGUGAAGAAGCUGGUAAUGGCCCAGAAGCGGGGAGAGACACGAGCCCUUUGCCUGGGCGUCGCCAUGGUGGUGUGUGCCGUCAUCACUUACUACAUCCUGGUCACGACUGUGCUGCCCCUCUACCAGAAAAGCAUAUGGACCGAGGAAUCCAUGUGCCACCUGAUUGAGACCAACAUCAGGGACCAGGAAGAGCUGAAGGGCAAGAAGGUGCCCCAGUACCCGUGCCUGUGGGUCAACGUGUCAGCUGCAGGCAGGUGGGCUGUGCUGUACCACACGGAGGACACUCUGGACCAGAACCAGCAGUGCUCCUACAUCCCAAACAGCCUGGACAACUACCCGACGGCCCGGGCCGACGUGGAGAAGGUCAGAGCCAAAUUCCAAGCGAAGCAGGUCUUCUACUGCUUCUCAACAACUCUGGUGAACGAGACCAGCGUCCUGUACCAGCGCCUCUAUGGGCCCCAGGCCCUCCUCUUCUCCCUCUUCUGGCCCACCUUCCUGCUGACCGGUGGCCUCCUCAUUAUCGCCAUGGUGAAGAGCAACCAGUACCUGUCCAUCCUGGCAGCCCAGAAGUAGAGCCAUCCAUGCCAUACCCCUUGUCCGGCCACAGGGCACUAGCUGGACCCCCAGGGCUGCUCCCCACUUGCAGACCCAUACCUUCUCCACCUGCCCUCUCAUUCUUCCACCCCAAUCUGCCCUGUCUUCUGUUGGAGGACUGAUCUUUGAUACAUCCCUUUGUGAAAUCAUUUCCUGCUCAAGAAUGUACAAUGGUUCCCCAGUGCCUUGGAGGCCAUCAGGCUAGCCAGUUAUAGCUCUCUAUUACCUGUCCCCACUCAACUGACUCAUCCCUGUUUUCUGCUGCAUCACUGUGUGCCCCACAGAGAAUGGUGAUUGUCACCUCUGUGUCUGUACUCUCCCUGUUGACUCAAAGGGCUAUCCAUCCUCCCCCAGAAAGCUGUCCUCAGCGAACCUCAGAUCUUGGUUUGAAUUCUCUAAUAAGAACAACAGCAACUCCCAUUUCGAGAACACAUUUACAGUAUUACUAUUUUCUAGGAUAUGAAGUAUCAUAUAUAUUUUUAAUUCCAAUAUUAAUGAAUACAUGCAAAACAGCAAUCA